Molecule: messenger RNA, 967 nt
Organism: Babesia bovis T2Bo
Lineage: Eukaryota; Apicomplexa; Aconoidasida; Piroplasmida; Babesiidae
Product: putative integral membrane protein
Exons: 1
Coding region: 41-940 (299 amino acids)
Source: RefSeq, a predicted model, not a curated record
AGCGUUUGCAACGCGUGGAUCUAUACGUCAAUGUUUCAUCAUGCAGUUUGGGAAGGUAUUAUCCGCUGCAGUGUUGCUGCUUGCGCGGCAAGCUGCUGGCAUCUCUUUGAGUGCCUUUCAAACUAAUUCCACUGCUAACCUUCCAGGUACGGUUUCAGUAGUCGUUCCCGCAGGUACAUCUGUUGUUCCUGGUGCAACUCCGCCCGCUGAUGGCUCAAACAACAAGACUUUUAUGGCCUCUGUCAUGGACUGGUUGAUGGGAACCCCUAAAUUCACCGUGCGUAAGGUGAAUGACACGAUAACCGCUUCCGCUGUUAACUACGUUAACGUCCACAACAAGGCUCCUGUUGUAGGUCCUUGCAUUGAGUUCCAGAGGUCGGUUCCACUGUACCACGACGACCAGGAGUACUCCACUGUGCACUUCCAGCUUCCAGCCACUAACCCUGCUGAGUCCAUGCCGAUAAAGGGCGCCAAGAUCCACGUCAGGCUGGUAUCCAACGGAAGUGACGUUGGUUCCGAAUGCCCAAGUAAAAAGAUCAAGGUCCAGCGCAUCAACACUCCUGAUCCUGAAGGUAAAACUACCCCCGUGAAGAUUGGAUCACCUGUUGAGUUCGAGGCUAGAGACAAGCAAGUAACCGCUGAAAUUGGCGCCAUGUUUGCUGACGUUACGAAUGUCAAUGAUUUGAAGGACUUUUGGGUAGUGUUUGAGGCUGACACCAUGUGCUACUUCUCCAUCGACGCUGCCAACAAUGGCUGCUUCAUAACUUUUGAUGUGGAGAAAAGUGUCAAGGAAGAGGUUGUAUCUAUGAAGCGCUCUACAAUCGGUCCCAUUGCCAUUUUGUCACUGAUUGUUAUUGGUGGAGCUGCUUUGUACUACCGCAACACCCGCACUGACUACACAUACUUCCAGGAUCAAGGUGACAUGAUUGUCAACACCUAAAUGAACAGAAACAACCUUUAAUGCAGU